CGCUGGUGGUUGGACGGCCCCUGCCCGAGCUCUAGGCGAGACCCGCUGGGCCCGGUCGGUGCCGGUGGUGGGCGGCGGCAGACGGGCUGGAGAGUCCCAGAGAUGAGAAACCAUGAGGGACAUGGUACCCAUUUCUUCUAGAAUGGAGAAAGCACCUGCUAAUUGUUUCUGUAACUAGGUCACUGAUUUCCUGCAUAAAGCACAAUGUCUCGAUCCCGACAGCCCCCACUUGUGACAGGCAUCUCUCCAAAUGAAGGGAUCCCAUGGACAAAGGUGACAAUAAGAGGGGAGAAUCUGGGUGCUGGCCCCACUGACCUCAUAGGUUUGACUAUUUGUGGACACAAUUGCCUCCUAACAGCAGAAUGGAUGUCUGCAAGUAAAAUAGUAUGUCGAGUGGGACAAGCCAAAAAUGACAAAGGAGAUAUUAUUGUCACAACUAAAUCUGGUGGCAAAGGCACUUCAACAGUUUCUUUCAAGUUACUCAAGCCUGAAAAGAUUGGCAUUUUGGAUCAGUCUGCUGUGUGGGUUGAUGAAAUGAAUUAUUAUGACAUGCGCACAGACAGGAAUAAAGGAAUUCCUCCUUUGUCCCUCCGUCCUGCAAAUCCUCUUGGCAUUGAAAUUGAAAAAAGUAAAUUUCCCCAGAAGGACUUAGAAAUGCUGUUCCAUGGAAUGAGUGCUGAUUUUACAAGUGAGAAUUUUUCAGCUGCCUGGUAUCUCAUAGAGAAUCAUUCAACCACCAGUUUUGAGCAGCUCAAAAUGGCAGUCACCAACCUCAAAAAGCAGGCCAGCAAGAAGAGUGAGGGCAGCCUGGCCUAUGUAAAGGGUGGCCUCAGUACAUUCUUUGAGGCCCAAGAUGCCCUCUCAGCCAUCCAUCAAAAGCUAGAAGCAGAUGGAACAGAAAAAGUAGAAGGGUCCAUGACACAGAAACUAGAGAAUGUUCUGAAUGGAGCAAGUAAUACUGCAGAUGCAUUAUUUCAAGAAGUGCUAGGUCGAAAGGACAAGGCAGAUUCCACUAGAAAUGCACUCAAUGUACUUCAGCGAUUUAAGUUUCUCUUCAACCUACCUCUGAAUAUUGAACGGAAUAUUCAAAAGGGUGAUUAUGAUGUGGUUAUUAAUGAUUAUGAAAAGGCCAAGUCACUCUUUGGGAAAACAGAGGUGCAAGUUUUCAAGAAAUAUUAUGCUGAAGUAGAAACACGAAUUGAAGCUUUACGAGAAUUGCUUCUGGAUAAAUUGCUUGAGACUCCAUCAACCUUACAUGACCAAAAACGUUACAUAAGGUAUCUGUCUGACCUUCAUGCACCUGGUGACCCUGCUUGGCAGUGUAUAGGAGCCCAGCACAAGUGGACCCUUCAGCUCAUGCACAGCUGCAAAGAGGGCUACGUGAAGGACCUGAAAGGAAACCCAAGCCUGCACAGCCCCAUGUUGGAUCUUGAUAAUGAUGUGCGUCCCUCCAUGUUGGGCCAUCUGAGUCAGACAGCAUCACUGAAGAGGGGCAGCAGCUUUCAGUCUGGUCGAGAUGACACAUGGAGAUACAAAACUCCCCACAGGGUAGCAUUUGUGGAAAAAUUAACAAAGCUUGUUUUAAGUCAGCUGCCUAACUUCUGGAAACUCUGGAUCUCAUAUGUUAAUGGAAGCCUUUUCAGUGAGACUGCUGAGAAGUCAGGCCAGAUUGAAAGAGCAAAAAAUGUAAGGCAAAGACAAAAUGAUUUUAAGAAAAUGAUCCAGGAAGUAAUGCAGUCUCUUGUGAAACUGAUCCGUGGAGCUCUACUGCCCCUCAGCAUCCGAGAGGGAGAGGGGAGGCAGUAUGGAGGCUGGGAAGUAAAGUCAGAGCUCUCAGGACAGUGGCUUGCUCAUGUCAUCCAGACCUUAAGGCUUACUUAUGAGUCAUUGACUGCCCUUGAAAUUCCUAAUGACAUGCUACAGAUUAUUCAAGACCUUAUUUUAGAUCUCCGUAUACGGUGUAUCAUGGUCACAUUGCAACACACAGCAGAAGAAAUAAAGAGAUUAGCUGAAAAGGAAGACUGGGUUGUUGAUAAUGAAGGAUUGACUUCCCUACCAUGUCAGUUUGAGCAGUGCAUCGUGCAGUCCCUGCAGUCACUGAAAGAUGUUCUGGAGUGCAAGCCUGGAGAAGCCAGUGUCUUUCAACAACCCAAAACACAGGAAGAGGUUUGCCAACUGAGCAUCAAUAUCAUGCAGGUUUUUAUAUACUGUCUGGAACAAUUGAGCACCAAACCUGAUGCAGAUAUAGAUACUACACAUCUUUCUAUGGAUGUUUCCUCUCCCGAUUUGUUUGGAAGUAUCCAUGAGGACUUCAGCUUGACUUCUGAACAGCGACUUUUGAUAGUUCUGAGUAAUUGCUGUUAUCUAGAACGUCACACCUUUUUAAAUAUAGUGGAACAUUUUGAAAAGCACAGCUUCCAGGGAAUAGAAAAAAUCACACAGGUUAGCAUGGCCUCACUGAAAGAACUGGACCAAAGACUUUUUGAAAAUUACAUUGAACUAAAAGCAGAUCCCAUUGUCGGUUCCUUAGAACCUGGAAUUUAUGCAGGCUAUUUUGACUGGAAAGACUGCCUGCCUCCAACAGGUGUCAGAAAUUACUUAAAAGAAGCUUUAGUGAAUAUAAUUGCUGUGCACGCAGAGGUGUUCACUAUUUCCAAAGAAUUGGUGCCACGGGUCCUGUCUAAGGUGGUGGAAGCAGUUUCUGAAGAGCUGAGUCGACUGAUGCAGUGUGUCUCAUCCUUCAGCAAAAAUGGAGCAUUACAGGCGAGACUUGAAAUCUGCGCUCUGAGGGACACAGUGGCCAUUUACCUGACACCUGAAAGCAAGUCUAGUUUUAAGCAGGCUUUGGAAGCCCUGCCUCAGCUCGCAAGCGGAGCAGAUAAAAAGCUACUGGAAGAGCUGCUGAACAAGUUUAAGAGCAGCAUGCACUUGCAACUCACCUGCUUCCAAGCUGCGUCUUCUACCAUGAUGAAAACAUAAAUACCUGCAAAAGGAGAACAGUUCAGAAAGAUAGCAAGUAUAAGGCUUCACUCUUCCUAAGUGUCCUAAAGGUACUGGUGAAUAAAGCACUCCAUUUCCAAUCCUUCCACCACCCAAACUGGUAGCAAUACUGGCAUAUGUUUAAUUUGAACCAAAAUGAUCCUAUUUGAAAUAUCCAAGCUUUUUGUUGUUGUUGUUUUGGGCCAUUCAAUCCAGUCCAGUAGGGUUUUUCUCUUAUCUGAGUGCUCCAUGGGGAGAGCUGCAGGAGGGACUUCUUGAAGGAGUACAUUAUGGAAGUGGUACAUGAUGACUGAAAGUGUUCCUUAAGCAUCUCAUUUAUUAGGAUGGAAUGUCUUCAGUUUCCAGUAGAGGAAGGGAUUCUGAAAGCUUCAUUUAGGUGUCUGAGUUUUUUGCUCUGGAUUCUGUUAUCAUUUUUCCAAGUACAAUUGUAGCUUUUUGUUCUCACUCACUCUUGAUAUGUGUCACUUGUCUGUACUAUGGCUCCCCAAGGAGGACUUGCAUGUUACCUGUGUACAAUGUAGAUGCCAGAGGCUGGGUCACACUCCUAAGCCCUGCUAAAGUGAUACAGUCUUCAGAGUGGCCUAAAACCAUAAGCAAGGCCCACGGGGGCGGCUAGCAUUCCUGCUGUUGCUGGGUGCUCCUCCUCUGGCAGCUUACUUUCUCUCCACUUCUUAUGCUUUGAGGUGUCUUGCUCUACAGCUGGAAGAAUGUUACUUUGGCACCAUCAGUUGAUGAAUCUUUUAUAAAUGUGUUUGAUGAAGCCAUUAAGCAGUAUGCAUAAUACUGUUUCCCCUAAGUGUAUUAACCAUUGUAUCUAGCUAACUAUGAAUUAAAUUACAAAACUGCAAUCCUGGAUGUUCAUAUUGUUUUAAUGUCUGAUAUAUCACAUUCAGCCAAUCAAGAAUUUGUCUUCCCCAUAAGAUAUAACUCGACUCCCUAAGUAUCUUUAACAUUUUCAUUAGCUAUAUAACUGUUUGUAUGUCUAAUUUUAACACUCCAAAUAAAUACUUCUGUUUUGGAUUAAA
Molecule: messenger RNA, 4025 nt
Organism: Perognathus longimembris pacificus (Pacific pocket mouse)
Lineage: Eukaryota; Metazoa; Chordata; Mammalia; Rodentia; Heteromyidae
Gene: Exoc2
Product: exocyst complex component 2
Exons: 29
Coding region: 205-2979 (924 amino acids)
Biological process (GO): Golgi to plasma membrane transport; exocytosis
Cellular component (GO): exocyst
Source: RefSeq, a predicted model, not a curated record